This is a messenger RNA of Anoplophora glabripennis (Asian longhorned beetle), 1764 nucleotides long. RefSeq names its product venom carboxylesterase-6-like. The transcript is spliced from 9 exons. The coding region runs from base 37 to 1692 and encodes 551 amino acids. The record is from RefSeq and is a predicted model, not a curated record. NCBI's taxonomy places the organism in Eukaryota, Metazoa, Arthropoda, Insecta, Coleoptera, Cerambycidae.
CUGUCAGAUUUCCGUCUAAGGACAGUCCAUCUCGAAAUGUUGUCUAAAUUGGGUUGUCUGCUACUUGUUCUCUGGUUUGGGAACAGCCUUUGUUCAAGCCAGGAUGAUCUGCCAGAGAUAGAUACGCCUUUGGGAAGAGUUCGAGGAUAUUGGAAGACUUUGGAUGGUAUAACAUAUGCUGCAUUUGAGGGAAUUCCAUUCGCAAAACCACCAGUGGGACAUCUUAGGUUUGAGGAACCUGAACCCAUUCCAGCUUGGUCAGGGACUUUGGUGGCCAACGUUACUUAUACAUGUCUCCAAGUUCAAGUACUGGCCUCUAUUCAAAAAGAAUCUGGAGACGAAGAUUGUCUGUACAUAAACGUGUACAUCCCUGAAGAUUCCGUGAAGAACCCCAAGGCCCUUGACGUUAUAGUUUCAAUCCACGGAGGUGGUUUUAUAUCAGGCAGCGGAACGGAAUUUGAUACUUUCCUAGACAAGGAGGCCGUACUUGUAUCUUUUAAUUACCGUCUUGGUAUUCUAGGAUUCCUUAGCACGGAAGAUCACGUCAUACCCGGAAACAACGGCAUGAAGGACCAAGUCUUAGCACUCGAGUGGGUCCGGGACAACAUCGCUUCGUUUGGGGGAAACCCCCACUCCGUUACCAUAGUGGGCCUGUCAGCGGGAGGCGCCAGCGUCCACCUCCACUAUUUCUCUCCCCUCUCUAAAGGUUUAUUCAUUAAAGGGAUCUCUCAAAGCGGUACAGCUCUGGGCCCGUGGGUAACGAAAAAAAAUGCUUUGCAGAACGCUAAGAAGCUUGCUGUGUUGUUGGGCUGUCCUGACAGCCCCUCUGAAGAACUGAAGAAGUGCCUUAAGCAGAAACCUGCAAAAAAUUUGGUAGAGCAAAUCAAAUAUUUCUAUGGUUAUGACAUCACGCCAAUCGCGCCUUUUGCGCCAGUUGUGGAAAAAGGAUCAAAGAACGCUUUUCUAGACGCGAAACCUUACCAGCUUUUGAAGGAAGGUAAAGUCCACGAUGUGCCUUGGAUUACCUCCUACACUACUGGUGAAGGAUUGCUUCUUACAGGAGUUCUUUGGCAAAAGUUGGAUGAGGUAGACGAAAAGUGGGUAGAAAUAUUGCCCUAUCUGCUAGAUUGCAACGAGACUUUACCUGUAUCAGAGAGAGAAACAGUAGCGAAGGAACUUUUAGAUUACUAUUUGGGACCAGGAGAAAAAAUCAGUAAAAAUAACUAUGUAGAAUUUACACAGAUUCUCACUGACAGAUUGUUCGGUGUUCCUGCAGAAUUAUCAGUUAAACUACAAGCCAAUGUAACGAAAUCUCCAGUAUAUCUCUACAUAUUCAAUUACACCGAUGGUGCAACCAAACUGGUGCAAAUCAUAUCGGGAACAGAUGAAAUAGAAGGUGUGUGUCACGGUGAAGAUUUUAUGUACUUCUAUACAAACCAGCAAACUUUAUCGGGACAGGAUAAACGCUUGGGUAUUGCUUGCCAGAAUAUGUUGUACUCAUUUGCCAGCAGCUGUAAUCCUUCUUUCGAUGGGACAGACGUUUGGCAACCAACAGGUGCUGAAGAUCUGACUUACUUGGUUGUAAAUGGACCAGAAGACAUGAAGCUGCACAAGAGCGAACACCUGGCACCAGUUGAGUUUUGGACCAAGCUGGGGUUCCUGGAUUAUGAAAAUCUUAUUGUAAAAAAUUAAGUGUAGAUUUCUCAUAGCUUCUUUAUGUGAAUUAUAAAUAUGUCCUACAAGAUAAAAAAUUGUUUGAUUUCA